AGAUCAUCUCAUAAUAAAUUAACUGCUGUCUCAGCUGCUGAGACCAGAAAAUGCCAGUUUUAAUAUACAUACUGCUCUUGAUCAACAUUGGACGAUGCACAGACGAUCACAUCUUUGAGACAAAGACUGUUGAUGUCGGAGAUGAUGUGACUCUGACAUGUCCUCGUGAGAGUACUUGGCUUGCUGCAAACUUAUAUUGGAUCAGGCUUGUUCCUGGAACAUUUCCAGAAGCUUUAGGAGGAAUGAUAGCCUAUAAUUUUGACCGUGUAAAGAAAACUAAUCACAUGACAGCAAAACAAGAACCUGGAUUAUUUGUUCUGCAUUUUUCCAAGACACGUUUAAGUGAUACUGCAGUCUACUACUGCAUAAAAGUGAAACAACGUAACAUGACAUUUCUGAAAGGAAUAUUUCUGAGAAUCAAAGGGCCAGAACCUGAUAUCACUGCCGUCACUCAAGACUUUCUGUCUGAUCCAGUUCGUCCAGGAGACUCAGUGACUCUGCAGUGUUCAGUCCUCUCUGACUCUGAGAAGAAGACAUGUCUAGAAGAUCACCAUGUGUACUGGUUCAGAGCCAGAUCAGAUAAAUCUAAUCCCAGUUUGAUUUAUGCUCAUAGAAAUCACAGUGAUACAUGUGAAGAAGGUCCUGAGGUUCAUUCUCCUCAGAAAUGUGUCUACAGCUUUUCUAAGAACGUCAGCUCCUCUGAUGCUGGGACUUAUUACUGUGCUGUGGCCACAUGUGGAGAGAUCAUUUUUGGAAAUGGAACAAAACUGGACAUUGAAGUUGUCAGCACAUGUGAUUCACAAAAGGACAUUUCAGUUGUCUUUCUGCUGUUUGCUGUUUUGGCUAUAAGUCUGAUUGUUAUAGCCUUCCUUGUUUAUGUCAUCACAAAAAAUUCUUGUGAUUGUUGCAAAGGUAAGAAAAUGUACUCAUAUAUUAAUGUAUUAAACUGUUUUCCCAAAAGCUACCAUCAUUUGUUUCAUAUAUAUGUUUAAUAUAUAAGUAAACCCACAUUAUCAUUAAUCUUUUUUACGAUUAUCUUUUUUUUAACACCACAGCUGCAGUCAGUCUGCAAACAAAUGCUGCAACAGCCAGUGGUAUUCAGCAAAGUCAGCAA
Messenger RNA from Lates calcarifer (barramundi perch), 1114 nucleotides. RefSeq lists its product as uncharacterized. Gene Ontology annotation, biological process: response to bacterium. NCBI's taxonomy places the organism in Eukaryota, Metazoa, Chordata, Actinopteri, Centropomidae. The record is from RefSeq and is a predicted model, not a curated record.